Molecule: messenger RNA, 3404 nt
Organism: Anopheles coluzzii
Lineage: Eukaryota; Metazoa; Arthropoda; Insecta; Diptera; Culicidae
Gene: wus
Product: dnaJ homolog subfamily C member 22
Exons: 4
Coding region: 1915-3237 (440 amino acids)
Biological process (GO): endocytosis
Cellular component (GO): early endosome; plasma membrane
Source: RefSeq, a predicted model, not a curated record
UUAAAUAUAAAGCGUGUUUUAUUUUCAUACCAAAGAUGAAUGCCACAAUUUCUCUUAAGGCAUCAGGUACACGGCAACCUUUUCCACGCUAAUAAAUAUACAGGGGUUUUCAGGAGUUAGCAUAGAUGUGGGACACUUUCUUUACUUUUUUUAUGCGACGUUUUUUUGUUUUGUUUUUUUUAUGUAGAGCAUCUCUUAUUUUUAAGCGAAAUGAAGUUUAAAUGAUGAGAAUUACUAUAUGGCUAUAUGAACUCUAUGCCAUCCUUUUAAAACUAUUUCAAAGAAUUCCAAUGAGUCUGUACCAACAGGAUGUUGUAAAGUCCAAUUUCCAUCACAUGAAGUUUAUUUUCCCGAAAGAAAGGGUCAAGAAAGUGUUCAGGCCGGGCUACAUUGAUCGUACUCGCAAGCGUAAUUUUGAUUUUCACUAGCGCAUCUGGCGGCGGCUGGUGGAAGCUUUUUUUGGUCAUCGAGGGAAUGGACCUGCCGGAUCUCAAAAUUAAGUAGUUUUUCCAUCGUUUUCCAUUGCAAAAAUGGAUGCAAUGCGUGCAAGACAUGUGUAUCUACGUUUUACAAAACUUUUCUCCUCCGAUUUAAGUAAAAAACAUGGAAAAUUAACGUAUUUUCUGGAGCGGCUCCAAAUUGUUUGGCAAAAUGCUUCGGUCAGCCGCCGCCAGAUGCGCUAGUGAAAAUCGAAAUUAUACCAGCGAGUACGAUCAAUGUAGCCCGGCCUUUCCACAGCUAUGUGGUACUGUCGUCCAUUCAAACAACUUAACAACAUGCCCAUCAAGAGUUCAAGUCCCUCAAUGGACUAUGUCCCCAUACGUAGGACUGACGUUGCAUAAAGCUUUUAAUUGUAGGCGAAUGUGGAUCAUAAACGUCAACCUCAUACAUCACCGCGCGGCUACAUGAGGUGAAAUAUACAGCGAAAUGAACUAUUUGACAGGUGAAAUAUCUGACAGAUACAGCUAAAGGGUUGGGGGAGACACAACAUCCGCUUUCAAAAUUCUAUUAAAAAUAAUAUCUUCUUAAGCAGAACAUUCCCUAAUUGGAAGAAAUUAUGAACUGUUGACUAAAAAUUGACGAAAUACUCGAUAUUAAAGUUAUUUAAUGGAUUUAAUUACGAUUUUGUGCACGUUAUUUGUUUACAUUGCACAUCAGCUGGUUGCUGUGAUGCUUUAUCCGUCAGAUAUUUCGCCUGUCACAUAGUUCAUUUCGCUGUAUAUUUCACCUCAUGUAGCCGCGCGGUCAACUGUCAACCGAAUAUUGUCCAAACCUUGUACAAAUGUAAAAUCUUGGCAACCCGGCCGAGCUGUCAGAAAAAGAGAAUAAAAAGGGGAAUUCACGUUGUGUACGCAGUUGGAAAAGCACGUGUAAUUCUGUGUCUUAUGUCCUUCAGUCCUUAAGAAUAUUUUAUAUGACGUUGUUUACACAAUAAAGCUAAAAUGGCAUUAUUUUUAAAAAUCAAAUGUAAUUUUGACAUUUAGAAAAUGUCGCCCCUUUUGGGCUGUUCCUCUGGAAUGUUUUUUUUUUUUUAAUUUCCAUUCUUGAACCAACCCUCACAAAUGUCCGAAUGACUCUCGUGUACACUCACCUUAACAAUAUCUCUCACUCGUUUUCUCUCAUUGUUUCUCUCUCUUUCUUUCAACCAUGCACGCACCAACAGCGUACCAUAGGUCAAGACUAUUUCUCUCGCAACGGCGCUCACACACGGACGUGCGCACGCUCUCUCUCUCUCUCUCCUUUCUGCGUGGCUCACCUGAAGAUCAUCGCCGAUCAUUGUGUUGCAUUCUUUCGUCCGAGCCAAACGUUAGGUGCAUCGUCUGAAAGUGUGAGGCUCCGAGGGUUUUUUUGAAAUAAAAAGACGUACCUUAAUUCACAGUCAAUAAACGAAUAUAAAAGCCGAACCACACCGAAAUGGGCGAAAAACUGUCCCCCUCACCGUCGGCACCAGCCGUCGAUACGUCCUCACCCAAGCACAACGCCGAAACAGCGGCCAAAGAAAGGCCGAAAAAGCGCCGCAACAGCAAGGAAGAGAAGCAUGUCGCGGCUACCGAUGCGUCAUCGCCGAAGCACAACGCCAAAGGAACAGAUGCAGCGUCCAAAGAAAAGCCGAAACAGCGCCGCAACAGCAAGGAAGAGAAGCAAUCCCUCGCACAGCCCGGCCAGCUAGCAAAACGCAAAUCCAUCCUCAUGGCGUACGCCCUCUGGCUGGUCGGUGGUGUGUUCGGGGUGCAUCACUUCUAUCUGCGGCAGGAUCGGCGUGCCUUCGUCUGGUGGUGUACGUUCGGGUAUGCCGGCAUCGGCUGGCUGGCGGACGUGCUGCAGAUCCCGUCGAUGGUGCGCGAUGUCAACAACGAUCCACGGUUUGUGGAGGAGUUCAAUGCAAAGCUGCGCACGAACCGGAAGCCCCCGUUUUCCACCGGCCGGUUUCUGCUGGCGAUCAUGAUCGGCUACUUUUGGGGCCAGCUGAUCAGCCUGGCGAUCCCGCAGACCGAGUUUGUCGGCAUCGAUUGGGGCUUUCUUCACUGGCUGAUUCCGUUCGGUGUGGCGUUGGGUGUCUGGACGGUGGGCAAUACGGGGCGUGAGAAGGGUGUCCUGUGGCACUGUCUGGUAGCGUCGUACGUAUCCUAUCUUUCGCGCUACUUCAUCAUGGAGGAAGAGUACUGGUUCACGAUAAUGUCGUUCUGCAGCGCGCUCGCGUUCGACAACCUCUCCAAGGAGUGGAACCUGGAGGUGCCCAAGAAAAAACGACUUGUACGACGACUGGCAGUGCUGGGUACGGCAGCAGUUAUCUAUCUGGCCCUGUGGGGCUGCUUCCUCUACUUCAACGGUACGAUCACGGACAGCGAGGGUGACGAGGUCCCAGUGCACGAGGCACUGUACAACUUCCUCAAAUCACCGUGGUGGACGGACCUGAAGCAGACGCUGCACGACACUUACCAGUUUGCGAAGCAUCACGGCUGGGCCGAGGUUUGGAAACAAAUCGUCGACUCGAUGGAUGUGGACGGCGAGCAGAACGCGUACAAGGUGCUGGGCAUUAGUGCGACCGCUUCGCAGGUGGAAAUCAAAACGCUCUGCCGCAACCUGUCGAAGGAAACGCACCCGGACAAGGUGAAGGACAAGAGCCGGCUCCGGGCGGCCGAGGAACGGUUCAUGGAGAUACAGCAGGCGUGCGAGGCGCUCAGCAAGACGCGCCGGAAGCGCCGCCAGCGCAACAAAAAGUCCGAUGAACUGUAAAAGAAGGAGAACGAGAGAGAGAGAAGAAGGUUUAGCGAAGUUGAUCAGUUUCAGAGAUGUACUUAGGCAGGUAAAAGAAGAAUGGUAGAGUAGAAUUAAUUUUAACCUCACCCUGUUACGUAGAAUGUGUCCGAACCGAAGAAUAAAAGGAAUAUCUUAUUUAUGGA